AUGGAACGGAAGCAAACCAGCACAAUUACACCCUCUACAACAGCAGCAACCUAUCUUGAACGAAUGUAUGAUCAUGAUGUCGCUGAUUUCAUGGGAUUAUUGCGAAGGGGGAUAUUCGACCGGGCCGAGGACUUACGUGUACUAUUUACCAACUUCCAGCGUUAUUUAUCGCAAUUAAAAGCAGAAGAAUUCGUAGAAUUACUAGAAGUGUUACAUUCUAGGGAUUUAAGAGAAAACGAAGAACGAAUCGACAUACCACUAAUAAUGCUUUGUGAAAUGAAUCAUCGUAUUCUAAAAGGGAACCGCCGACUAUUCUCACUGAAUCAAACACAACGCUUAUGUACUGUAUUGAGGCAUGUAAGGUUCAAUCGGCCAAAUUGCCUAAUCGCCCAGGACGAAGCUGCAAACGGUAUUACCUCAAAUAAUGAAGACUUUCAACAUGGAUUUAAAAUUAAGCGUCAGACUAUAACGCCAGAAAAACAAAGCAAUCACUAUAACAUAUCGACAUCAUGCGAAAGUGUUCAACAUGAAAACUUGGAAGAUGAACCAUCUUCAAGUAGUCACUGCAUAUUACAACAUGACUUCCAAGAAGUGCUAGUACCAGUAUGCGAAGUUAAUAUCAACAAUCCUGGAAAUACACGCGCUUGCAAAUCGUGCUGUAACAAAUAUGGAGACCUAUUACAACUACAUGGAUAUGACCAGUUGACAUUGCUUAUUGUGUUACUAGGACGCUCAAUCGUUCAACAGGUUGCAAGAGUUAGGCGUCGGCAUGAAAAUGCAGUUAUUAGUUAUAUGACACUUUCAUCUCAUCUCAAUUGUACGAUAAAUUCUCAUAUAUUAAGGAGUAUGCUGGCACAACAAAAGGCAGCAUUACUGAGAACGAAGUCAAUGCGCAAUAUCGGUAUAGUAUUACAUAUGGCUAAAAAGUGUAAAGUUCGCUUUGGAAGUUUUAAAAAACAAAUUCUACAACGCCUAGCAGAUUACAAUGAAUUUAAAUCGUUGGCUGCUGCAGAGCGUAGUAUACCUACCUUGCUUAUCGCGUUUAGCCAAAUUAUAGGAGGAUUGGUGGAUGCUAAUAGGUUACCGAUUACCAAAUAUAAAAAACAGACCGGCAUAAACAUCAUAAUAUAUUUGGUAGAUAAUCACACAAAACUCAUUCAAGACGAUUGCGAGGGUAUAUCCGAUGCCAUCAACGGGGUUCGUGGAAGCGUCCGCCUUUUGGUAUCAUACCUUACAUCAAAGGGUGUUGACCUUAGUAAAAUUAUGAACGAACCCGAUCUCGACGUUUUAUAUUCAAUAACAGCAACGGGUAAUAUGGAAUAUGCAAAGGAUUUUCGAACAAGUGACCUCCAUCGACAAGUCGCCAGCGUUUUGGCAACCUUGGGAAUCGAAACGGAGGAAGAGGUACGAAUUGGAUCUCAUGUAUGUGACUUAAUACUUCGUCGAAAUAAGGUAGCCGUUGAAAUAGAUGGACCCUAUCAUUUUAAUACAGCACUGAACUACAGGGUAAACGCUUUGCUACAUAGGGAUACGGACGAGUGCUUACUGACAUAUACACACAAUUCAAAACUAAAGAGGUUCAUGUUAGGCCUAGAAGGAUACAGGGUCGUGCAUAUCCCGUAUUUUCGUUGGCCUUGUGCACGACAGGAACAGAUUGCCUACGCGCACCGAACAAUCAAUUAUUGA
Molecule: messenger RNA, 1686 nt
Organism: Babesia sp. Xinjiang
Lineage: Eukaryota; Apicomplexa; Aconoidasida; Piroplasmida; Babesiidae
Exons: 2
Coding region: 1-1686 (561 amino acids)
Source: RefSeq, a predicted model, not a curated record